AUGUCAAUCAUCAAAAACAAUAUUAAUUUUAUAUUCCGAUGUCACAGAUUAUUAUCAACACAAAAUAAGAACAACAAAAAAAAUAUUAUUUUAUCAUCAACACAAUUAAACACAUCAAUUAAAGAUCUCAUUGCUGCUAAAAAAUAUGAACAAGCUUUAGAUCUUUUCGAUCAAAAGUUUGAAAUAUGUAACGAUUAUACUAUUAGUAUGGCAAUAAAUGCUUGUAGUUUAAUCAAUGAUUAUAAUCGUGGUAUUCGUAUUCAACAACAACUUCAAUCAAAUUCAUUGAAGAAUUCUUAUAUUCAAACAUCAUUAAUUCGAUUUUAUUGUAAGUCAUUCAUUUUUUUUUGUCAAUUAGAAUAGGAUUAUAGAAAAAUAUAAAUUUGUGAAUACUUCGACUAAUUAGAAUAUGUUUAUCUUUCAGAAAAAAUUCUUUUUUUUUUUAUUUUUGACUUUUUCUGCAUAAACUAAGAUUUGCAUAAUUAUAAAUUUACUUUAUACGAGAAAUCAUCCAUCAACGACACUUCAUGUAAAGGGCGGAACGUACGACAAAACUAGAGAAAGUUGAAUAGAGGACAUGGAUGGGGAAGAGUGUAGGUUAAAGAGUUCUGGACAUUAAAAUACUUAUUAUGAAUGUUUUUCCUCUUUGUUUGACACAACUUUCAAACGAAAUUUUCAAAUUUGGUUUUUUGUUUUUUUGAAGAACAUUUCUAAAUAGAAAAGCUGUUAGUACAAUUCCAAUGGGAUUGAAAUGUGAAAUACAAUGUAGAUCUUGUUACUAAUCAUAUGAAAACUAUUUGAUUGGAUCUAUUUUUCGACACGUUUCUUAAUCAUUGCUUAUGUAAUUCUUUAGAACUGUAAUAAAAUAUAGCUCAUAUAUAUAUCCUCAUGACAUGUUAGUGAUAUA
Molecule: messenger RNA, 907 nt
Organism: Rotaria sordida
Lineage: Eukaryota; Metazoa; Rotifera; Eurotatoria; Philodinida; Philodinidae
Source: the annotation of a GenBank genome assembly